UUCUUUGUCCGAUUGUGAAGACAUCCAACUCACCUCAACUCGUCUCCGACGCAUCGUCAAUUCUGAAGUUUUCUUCUUCGAUAACUGACUUUGCAAUUCUCAAAUGGAGAUUCCAGGUGUCUGUCUCCUCAUUCUGUCCCUCUCUAUCCUCUUCAACCUUUCCUUUUUUGCUCUGGCCUCCUUCUCUCCCAUCGACAACCACCUCAUCGAUUGCGGCUCCACAGUGGACUCCAUCGUCGACACUCGCCGCUUCACCGCAGAUGCCUCCAACUCGGCAUUCCUGUCUCAUACCCGUUCAAUACCACUCACCGUUCAAAAUCCCAGCCCUGACUCGCCCAAUAUCUACCGCACAGCGCGAGUCUUCACCAGACCAGCAAAGUACUUGUUCUCUAUCCGCGAUCGAGGGACUCACAUGGUACGCCUUCACUUUCACGGCUUUAGUUCUCCCGAUUUUGUUCCAAGUGAUGCUCAAUUUCAUGUUGUGGUCAAUGAAUAUGUUGUCUUGAGCAAUUUUAGUAACCGUAAUGAUAUGAACCCUAGGAUUGUGCAGUAUUUAAUUUGGGUAGACUCUGAUAAGCUAGUAAUUUCGUUUAUACCGACGAUGAAGUCGAAAUAUGCUUAUGUUAAUGCGAUCGAGGUGAUAUCUGCGCCCAAGGAUUUAGUUGCAGACACAGCUCAGGUUGUGAAAACAUCACAGGCUGUAGAUGGUUAUCGUGUUGAGAUGAUUGACGGGUUAACUAAGCUAGCAUUGGAAACUGUGUAUAGGAUCAAUGUAGGGGGCCCCAAGUUGACUCCCUUUAACGAUACUCUGUGGAGGACUUGGGUUCCUGAUGAUGAAUUUUUCAGAUCAAAUGAAUUGUCAAAACUGGUGUAUUUUAGCAGUCCAAUUAGGUAUCAAAUUGGAGGGGCAAGUCGUGAAGUUGGUCCCGAUUUUGUGUACAAGACUGCAAGAGUGAUUCGUAGCACAAAUGCUUCAAUUUGGAAUAAGAAUAUGACAUGGGAGUUUCCAGUGGUUCAGGGAUACAAGUAUCUCUUGAGGUUGCAUUUCUGUGAUAUUGCCAGUAUUUCGCUUGGUUUGAUAUACUUCAAUGUGUAUGUUAAUGAAUAUUUGGCGUAUUAUAAUUUGGAUCUCUCGUAUGUUACAAAUGGGAUGUUGGCUUCUCCAUUCUAUGUGGAUUUUGUAGUUGAUGGUGAUAAAUCUGGAAUUCUGACUCUUAGUGUUGGACCAUCAAAUAAGAGCAUGUCAUAUGCUGUUGAUGGUAUUUUAAAUGGGGUGGAGCUCAUGAAAAUGAAUAAUUCCGUGGGUAGUCUUGAUGGGGAUCUCUGUGCCAAGUCGGUCCUUAAGAGCUGGUCAAGAGGAAAUAUUGGCCUUUUGGUUCCUUUGGUUGCUGUUUUGUGUCUGCUUCUGAGCAUAUCCUUGCUUAUGCAAAGGAGGACAGUCAGUUUGAGGGACUCCGUGGCAUGGUCAAAAUUGCCUCUUGAUGUCCCUGAAGUUAAUUCAAAGCACGACAGUCUGCAGUUAUCCGCUAAAGUCUAAGCUGAAGAUCUAUGUUGAAAUACAUCACUAUUUUGUAAUAUACAACAGUAGGGUUUGUUUGAUAUUGAAACCUCUAUGAGCAUUGCAUGUUGUAGUUAUUGCAAUUUUCUCAAUUAUAUUGGAGCAUAUCAUUCCGGACUAUGCUGCUUUAAUGUCCAUUACAUACUUGUACUGUAUAAACCUUUGUUCUGCCGGAGCGACGACAUAAAGGAGAUACGUGAUCUCAAUCAAGUGAAUUCAGAGUUAAAAUGAUA
This is a messenger RNA of Tripterygium wilfordii, 1791 nucleotides long. RefSeq names its product probable receptor-like protein kinase At5g24010. The record is from RefSeq and is a predicted model, not a curated record. Gene Ontology annotation, molecular function: protein kinase activity. Bases 104 to 1537 code for a protein of 477 amino acids. The transcript has a single exon. NCBI's taxonomy places the organism in Eukaryota, Viridiplantae, Streptophyta, Magnoliopsida, Celastrales, Celastraceae.